CAGCUCAACUCGGCGUACUUUCUGGUUUCACCAGCGCGUCUAUGGCAACGACGCAACCCGACGACGGGGAUCAUGGCAACGGCGUCCUUGGCAACGGGACGUCAACAGAUCCAGCGAAGAGCUGAGAACAUACUGGCUCGUUCGAUCGGAGUUCUCUGCCCGCAAAUAAGCAUGUCUUUCGAGAUCUCAGCCUCCAGACGUCCCCUUGACCCCAGCUACGACUCGCAGCCCAUGGAUGUCCAGCCUCGGACCUCGGACAGUGCGGCGCAAGGGCAGCUGGCGCUGUCCUCCUCCGGCUCGGCCGCAGCGGGGCUCCGCUCGUCCCGGUUCAGCCCGGCCGAAUGGCUGGAAAGGAACCGCUCGGUGCUCCGGCAGGCGGCCGCCCAGCGCCGCUCCGCCCAGAGGCUGACACUCGAGUCGAGAAGCGUGCAGGCGGAAGCGGAGGAGAGGACGCUGCGCUCGCAGGCUCGCAGCACCCAGAGGCUCGGCGAGCGGCUCGAGGAGAUCCACGCGCGCAGGUCGGAGCUGCAGAGACACGUGGAGCUGGUGGCGGGGGAGACGGAGCUGCUGGUGGCGCUCAGGAGGCGCCUGGAGAAGGCGCUGGAUGCCAGCGAGACCCCCAUGAUCAUCUCGACCCACAAUCUGACCUGCAGGGAGGGCCGCAUCGGGCCGGACCUGGUCAAGGACACCGUGGAGGACGAGCUCAUCAAGGAGGUGGAACUAAUCCAAAGUGUCCAGGCCCUCCUGAAAAGAACACUAACCCAGGUCAUCGAUCAGAUAAGGUCCAACCGGGAGGUGAAGACGAUGCUCGAACUGGACUGGUCGGACAAGUCGCAGGCGUACAGCAUGGAUGACUGUUGCGCCCACUACAGCAACGGCAGCAUGGACACUCAGUUCCACCCCAUCUCAGCCAAGCUUCAUGAACAUGCGUCCGACCAUGAGAGCUGGGCGAAGUUUACACAUGGCAACCUUGUGCAGAGUGACCGGGCACAGAAGGCCUCCGCGGAACUGCGGCUGCUGGCGGAGCGUGUGCUGCAGGAGACGGCCGAGGACCUGCACGCCCAGGCUGCCGCUGUCGACCUUGCCUUAGCCCACCGGUGCCGGGAGGUCAGUGAGGCCAAGGUGCAGCUUGAGCUCCACCUCAGUCAGACCCAGGAACAGAUCAGUGCACAGGAGCGGAGCAUUGUAGCACUGGAGCAGAUCCUACGGAAUAAAGAGGCACCUCUGAGGGUGGCUCAGUCCCGACUCCACCACCGUGCACGGAGGCCCAACGUGGAGCUGUGCCGUGAUGACCCACAGAUCAGUCUGGUUGCCGAGGUGGAUGAGCUUGAGCGCACCCUGGAGACCCUGCGGAGACAGCUGUCCGAGUCGCGGCGCUCUCUGGAAUGCCUGGAGGAGACACGUCUGACACUCGUGAAGGACAUCGCCAACAAGACCCACAGCCUGCUGAUCGACGGAGAGCUCUGCACAACCCACCGCACCCGCUACCCCACCGCCACCACGCUGGCUGGCUACUGAGGGCAAGGAUAGGCUGUAUUGGACAAGCAGUUUAUUGAUGAUGGAAGGAUGGAUGGAUGAAUUUUCUUCGCCUGACUUCUCUGAAAUUUGUUCAUUGGAGAAUGAACACAACCAUCGUUUACCCUGAGAGCCAACAGACGGCAGUAAAGAGCACUCAACCCAAAAGGAACUGUGGUUAAGGAUUUAACAAUUCAACUUACUUAGAAACAGUGUUUUAAACUCAUAGAAACAUUUACAUUUAGGUGAUGCUUUUUUCUGGAGCAACUUAAAGUUAUUCACCUAUUCAUACAACUGGGUAAUUUUAAUUUUAGGGUAAGGAUCUUACUCUAUACUUUUGCAGUGUUUUCAGUUUCUGCAGUGUUGGGGAUCAAGGGCAAGAUCAUUUGGAACAUUACACAUGUUUAUGCAGUGUAGCAACAAUCAACGGUCAACAAUCUAAU
Molecule: messenger RNA, 1958 nt
Organism: Scleropages formosus (Asian bonytongue)
Lineage: Eukaryota; Metazoa; Chordata; Actinopteri; Osteoglossiformes; Osteoglossidae
Gene: tekt4
Product: tektin 4
Exons: 7
Coding region: 73-1518 (481 amino acids)
Biological process (GO): cilium movement involved in cell motility; cilium assembly
Cellular component (GO): microtubule cytoskeleton; sperm flagellum; nucleus
Source: RefSeq, a predicted model, not a curated record